Messenger RNA from Neurospora tetrasperma FGSC 2508, 1938 nucleotides. RefSeq lists its product as uncharacterized. Gene Ontology annotation, biological process: negative regulation of transcription by RNA polymerase II. Gene Ontology annotation, cellular component: nucleus; transcription repressor complex. NCBI's taxonomy places the organism in Eukaryota, Fungi, Ascomycota, Sordariomycetes, Sordariales, Sordariaceae. The transcript is spliced from 4 exons. The record is from RefSeq and is a predicted model, not a curated record. The coding region runs from base 1 to 1938 and encodes 645 amino acids. Gene Ontology annotation, molecular function: protein binding.
AUGCUGCGACCAGCCUGCUGCCAGCCGCAGAGGCCGACCACCAAGGGCCCGACUCGGGGUCUCGAGGCCUUCGGUCGCAAAGUGACAACAACAGCAAGUCACUUGAUCGGCCCCAUCACCGACCCGACCUCUCAUCCUCACUACCAGACCGCCAUGACCGAGAUACACAAGCAGCUCCAGAAGCCCACGCUUCAACGGGGCGUCUUCGCUAUAGCGCGUACGACGCCCACCGAUUUAGUGCGCUCCAAGCUGUCGUCAAAGGAAAUUCAAUCUCGAGCACUGGCCUACGUGCCCGAUGAGCUUCUCAGAAACAUCCCUGCCAGCUCCAACUCAUACUCGUUAUUCCAGGGCUUUCAGGCCAGUUUUCCCGACUUUACCGAUGAUGGAAAGAAGCACAAGCGACGGGUGUCUCGGGGGAGGAAGAUGCUCGAUGAGAGCCCUGUGCAACCAGGAAGCCCGCACGCGGUACAGAGGUUAAAGAAAGAUAAGGCGUCAAUGAUGCACCAACUUGAAAUGCUUGGUGUUCGGAAGAAUAUGGCUAGCAGCGAGAUCCGUGAGAUUGAUAACAAAAUCGCCAAUCUGCACGGCAUGCGCAAGAUCAUCCUCGACAGGCUCGCUAAUCUUGAAAAAGAGGAGGCAGUAUUAGAGCAUGACAUCAUGGAUGUCGAGAGCAGGCUAGACGAAGCUCAAGAACUUGCUGAUGAGGCGGAAUCGUUGGCGAUGGCGACACCGAACAAGUCCGAGGAGGAUCUAUCAAGAACUGAAGAAGGAUUCAUGUCGCAAUCCAUCUACGAGAAAUUACCAGCAGCCAACACUCCUCCCGGAAAGAAGAAGCCUCGCAACCAUCGCAAGAAGACACUCCCGAUUCUCCACGAACAUUUCGAGCCAGGCACGAUGAUUCGCUCGAUGCGCGCGCACCAGGAUAACAUCACGGCUCUCGACUUCGAUGCUCCCUUUGGUCUUAUGGUUUCGGCUGCAAUGGAUGACUCGGUUCGUGUGUGGGACUUGAACGCCGGGCGCUGCAUCGGUACUCUUGAAGGUCACACGGCAUCUGUACGCACUCUUCAAAUUGAAGAUAACUUCUUGGCUACUGGCUCUAUGGAUGCGACAAUCAAGCUGUGGGACUUGAGCAAGGCCCACUACGACCCCCAGGGUAGCCAGGAGGUUGAUGAGGAGGACGAGGACCUUGCAUUUGUCAACCCGAACGAUCACGCAGUCGAUCCACCUGCCGGAAGCAUGGCUGAUUGCCCUCUUUUCACUCUCGAGGCCCAUCUCGACGAGAUUACGGCCUUGCAUUUCAGGGGAGAUGUGCUCGUUUCUGGCUCCGCCGAUAAGACGCUUCGUCAGUGGGAUCUUACAAAGGGUCGUUGCGUGCAAACAUUGGACGUGAUGUGGGCCGCCGCCCAAGCCACCGCUAUGGGCAGCAGUGACGGUCCUUGGAGACAGACCAGCCGCUCUGCCGACGGAUCCGCAGACUUCGUUGGUGCCCUGCAGGUCUUUGAGUCUGCUCUGGCUUGCGGUACUGCUGACGGUAUGGUUAGACUCUGGGAUCUUAGAAGUGGACAGGUGCACCGUAGUCUGGUUGGACAUACCGGCCCGGUUACCUGCCUCCAGUUUGAUGAUGUUCAUCUCGUCACUGGCAGCUUGGACAGAAGCAUUCGUAUUUGGGAUCUUCGCACUGGAUCAAUCUUCGACGCCUACGCAUAUGAUCACCCUAUCACCAGCAUGAUGUUUGACACCCGCCGAAUUGUUUGCGCUGCUGGUGAGGAUGUGGUUAAGGUGUACGACAAGGUUGAGGGACGGCAUUGGGACUGCGGCGCCGGCAUCACUGAGGCUGAGAAGGCCAAGUCCCCUGCAAUCGUCGAACGCGUGCGCAUCAGGGACGGCUACAUGGUCGAAGGCCGUCAAGACGGUGUCGUCGGCGUCUGGACAUGCUAA